GCUGCUGCUGAGCUUUUCUGUGCUUUCUUCUAAAACCUCUGCAUUCCUUUUUUAAACCAUUUCUGUGAUUCCCUUACUGAGGAAUGCAUUCAGUGCAGGUAGCUUGAUGUGCAGCUGCAGUGUCAGCUGCAGGUUGAGCUCUGGGUGGUGGAAGCCCGAGGCAAGAGGCCAUGAACUGGCGCUGAUCCUUUGCACAAAAAAGGGCACGGGGAGCUGUGGUGCCAGCCAGGCGACCGGACACUCAGAGACACGGCAGGAACGGAGGACACUGGAGGAAGAGCCAAGACUUUGUCAUGCUUAGGCUGUGAAGGCACGUUGCUGUACCAGCUGACCCCACUGCGCAGGAUUUCUCCCACCCCUGCUGCUUGUGCAUCCAGUGUUUGACCAAGCUUUAUAGCCAACUGCAACAAAAGUAUUCUGUGAUGGCACUGGGAUCUGAACGCUCAACUGCGGAUCCUUUAAGACAGGUGGAUUCAGGCAGACUUCAGGAAUUGGCUAAUCUCGACCAAGACUCCGGAGUGAUGUCGCAACAACUCCUUUACCGUGCACUGGUGUCUGCAAAAUGGCUUUCAGAAGCCAUCAAGUCCCAGCAAGCUGGGCUGGCCUUGAGAAUCGUGGAUGCAUCCUGGUAUUUGCCAAAGAUGAAGCGUGACCCAAAGAGGGAGUUUGAGGAGCACCACAUCCCUGGUGCAGUUUUCUUUGACAUUGACCAGUGCAGCGACCGAACCUCACCUUACGAUCACAUGUUGCCCAAGGCUAGUGACUUUGCCGAAUAUGUGGGGAAGCUGGGUGUGGGGAAUGAUUCCCAUGUUGUGGUGUAUGAUGGCAGCGACCAAGGUCUCUUCUCAGCGCCCCGGGUGUGGUGGAUGUUCCGGGUCUUCGGUCAUGAAGCUGUUUCCCUUCUGGAUGGUGGCCUGAAGAACUGGAAGCGAGAGGGGAAUGCGCUGAGCUCUGGGAAAACCCAAGUAGCUCCAUGCGAGUUCCACGCCUCCUUGGACAAGUCCCUGGUGAAAACGUAUGAGGAUGUCUUAGAUAACUUGGAUUCCCGUCGCUUCCAACUAGUAGAUGCCCGUGCUGCAGGACGGUUCCGGGGAGUAGAGCCAGAGCCCCGAGAUGGAAUUGAGCCUGGUCAUGUCCCUGGGUCGACGAGCAUCCCCUUCACUGAUUUCCUCACAGAGUCUGGCUUAGAGAAGACCCCUGAGCAGAUCCGCACUCUGUUCCAGGAGAAGAAGGUGGACCUCUCAAAGCCGGUGGUAGCCACGUGUGGCUCUGGGGUCACUGCCUGCCACGUGGUUCUGGGCGCAUACCUCUGUGGCAAACCAGAUGUUGCAGUGUACGAUGGGGCCUGGGUGGAAUGGUACAUGCGGGCACAGCCUGAAAAUAUUAUUUCUGAGGGAAAGGGGAAGACUGUGUAAUAAGCUGCUUUGUCUCCCAGCUGUGCAGGGAGCUGUGUGGCACAGGCCAUCCGUCCAUCUGGAGAUCACAAACUAAAUGAAAAGUUUCCUUCUCCCCUUGCUCUACAUUUUGACUGUGUGGCUGGAUGACAUCUAGCAGGGCCCUUCCUCCUCUCUGGUAUGUGUGCCAAGGUUGGCAAUACUCAACCGCUCUUCUCCAGGCUGAAUUUUGUGCUACGUAGUCUCGGUGAUUCUUCGGUGUCCCAGCUUUUGGCAAAUCUUUUACCAGAUGCAUAGCUUUGGCUUGAUUUCCUCACAGAGCAGAAAUUGAGAACUGCUUUCCCACAGCAAGAUACUUUGUCUUUCUGGGGUAUGCCCUGUUACAUCAUGUAUCAAAAAUCUAUCCAAGAGUGUCUUCCGAUGUUUUCCCUCCUUUAGCUGAGAGCUGUUCUUGUGAUGCAGGCAAAGCGCUGGGAAUGUUGUGAAGACCAAGACAAUGUUUUCAAAGCCUGGAGACUGCAAAAACCUAUUUUGAGCCAUAGCAGAUGCUACUGGACAUAUGGAACAGCUGAGGGGACUUGCACCAGGACUAUAAAUGUUCUACAGAUCUUUAUGUUCCUGACUCAGUGGGUGGGUUUCCUAUGGGAACUGAAAGCUGGGGAGAAGUUGGUACAAUGCAAAUUACUAACAUUCAUUACUUUCCUGUGGAAAAUUUGCCACAGGGAAAUGGGAAUAGCAUAUCUUUGGUGGAAUAGGGCUCAUGGUGGCCAAUAAGUAGCCUAAACAACAGCCAUGAUGUAGGAGGAAGGUCACACUGACCUGUGGCUAACUUGAGACUGGAGUUUUUACAGCUCUCUAUACAAAUUUGAGAAUCUCAGGCCAGCAUCUAAACUCUUUAUUGGUUUAUUGAUAAAUUUUACUAUCUGCAAUACUUUUGUCCUGAAAGAGUUUUGGACUCUGUGAAAACAGUCUGGUCUGGUCAAAAAUAAUCCCACAGUCCACUGUUCCUCACAUGUCUUCUUUGUCACCUACCUUCCUCCCUCUUCCCUACUGCUGCCUAGCAGUCAGGUUGCACUAUUUCACACUUCAUUUCCCAGUAAACUUUUUGUUCCCUUGCGAACUUUUUCAGAUUCUAAAGCAGCCCUUCUUUAUAGCACCACUGUCCCAACCCCUGCAUGAGCAAUGGUAAUUGCUGUUACUUACAGGGAUUUUUCAUGUUCCUCCCAUCUCUCCUGGUCCCAGCUUGCAACCGGGUGCUACAUGACCAUUCUCUCUCCUUCUCCCAGCACUCGUCCAGCAAAGGUGCCGAGUGAUGCACAUAUACACUCAGACUUUACACACUAAAGGUACAUUGCUCACAGACCUCAUGCAGCACAAGGAGCUGGAGAAAGAUUAGCUCACCUGCAUGCCAUGGGGCCUUUCUCUCUGCUCCAAUAUGCCUGGCUCAGCUAGCUGUUGAGCAAGGCUCUACUGUCUGCAAGUGAACUAUGUUCCUCCCACAUCCAAGUCCAUUGCAGGGAGUUUUGUUUUCUGUGCCUGUUCAUGUUGGCUUAAUGGCAAAAUGUCAGAGCAUUACUUGUCCUCCCCUCUCCGCUUCCUAUAGAAAAGAGAGUGGCACCAAUCCUACAUGGAUGUGUUGACUAAUUCUUCCUGGUUUCUUUGAUUCCUCAUGCCACAUAAUCCCAGAUAUGUAUUCCCAGCCUGUCAGAGUGGUGACACUGUCCAUGCCAACACACGGCGAUACCUGCUCCCACUGCCGCUCCACAAUACAACAAUUCCCUAAGAGCAGCUCCACAAUGUCAGUGAUGCAUCAUAUGCCAUGGGCACAGCUGACUUGUCAGGCUGCAAUGGAAGUACAGAGCGCUGCAGUGUGUGUAGCUUUUUGCAGGAUUGCACUGCAGGCCUGCUGGCUGCUGAACCAAGAAACUCUCAGUUUACCCUCUGCUCUGUUCUCUUCUGCUCUUGUUCAGUCCAGUAUUCAAUGGCUGUCAAGUUUUUCCUGCUCCCAGUGUGUCUGUGCAAUGGUCCCUGUGAUUUCACCGGGUACUUAGCAGUGUUACAGUGUUACACAAUCACACAGCCCCACGUAAGUUCUUGCUUGCUCUUUUCUGUUUCUGUGAUGUGUUUUAUAUAUAGUUAUCAUCAAAGCGGGAGGAACAGCUGUAGGAUCAUAAAACUUUCAGGUUGGAAAAGACCUCCAAGAUCACUGAGCCCAACCUUUGACUGAACACCACCGAUUAUUUAAACUUACCUCUCCUGUGUUCUAUUGCUUGAUUUUAAUGGACCUUAACAAGGGCACGCUAGUUGCUUCUCAGAACUAUGUCUGGUGAGGAUGUGCAAUCAGGUCUGUAUUUAGCCCACACCACCAACUCAUUGGAGCAUUUCAGUUGGUAACUCACCACAGACUGGCUUCUCCCUAAAGAGGACUUCCACAUACUGUGGGGAAAUCCCUGCCCCAGUGAGUUUCCAAUAAGUUUUGUGCUGUAUGUUGCAGAAGAGA
Molecule: messenger RNA, 3894 nt
Organism: Pipra filicauda (Wire-tailed manakin)
Lineage: Eukaryota; Metazoa; Chordata; Aves; Passeriformes; Pipridae
Gene: MPST
Product: mercaptopyruvate sulfurtransferase
Exons: 6
Coding region: 423-1415 (330 amino acids)
Biological process (GO): transsulfuration
Cellular component (GO): mitochondrion
Molecular function (GO): thiosulfate-cyanide sulfurtransferase activity
Source: RefSeq, a predicted model, not a curated record